CUCCUCCCUCCUGCUUCGUUUGUUGUGUCGGCUCAGAUAAGAAUCUGACAAACGUGGGCAGGGACCACCACCAUUGCCACCUCACGGUGAGCCCCUGGCUCCUGGUCUGACUGCUGGAGCUGCAUCCUGUGCAGAGCUGGUUGUGCAGCAGUGUAACGGUGGGAUAGAGGAGAGCUGCAAGGCUCAGAGACAGCGAGAAGAAGAGGAGGGGGAAAAAGGAGGAGGGGCAGGCUUUGGUGAGCUACUGGGCUUCCUCUGCCUCACAGACAAAUUUUAUUGACUUGCUAAUUGGAUGAGGCUAUCGGAGGAGAGGAUGCAGUGACCGAGAGGAGCUGCUCUCCAGAGGAGGGACACAGGCAUCGCUCAGAUCCUUAAAUCUGGGUACUUGAUCUUCUUUUCUCGUUUUUUCUUCUGCAGACAGAACAACAGAUGUUUUUGAGCAUCUCUCAGUGACCCUCUCGCCGUGCGCACAAUUUUGUGCAUGACAUUGUCGAAUGGAGGCUCCACUUGCCAGACGCUUCGUGACAAUUGAAUGAAUCCCAUUUUUGUUCCAUUCCCUUUCCUCCUUUUCUGUUGAAAUCAGAGCCUCAUCAGCUGGAGCUAUUUUUGUCAUCCGUCUUUGAUGUGAAUGGCAGCCUGAGGGAAGGAUAGAUUCUUCAUCAGAUCAAACAGUCGAGGAGCUGUGAAUGGAUAUUCUGCUGGGGACAAAAAAAAUGAAGCCUUGUUGCCAUGACUGAGGUGUGCAGAUCCUGUGAGGUCAGAGAGCAGGUGCCACCACUCCGAGGUCUGCUGUCCCAAUGAGCACGGCAGGCAACACGCAGAGACGCACCACCUACCUCAUCUCCCUCACUCUGGUGAAGGUUGAGGCAGUGCCAGAGGAUGUUGCAGGGAACCAGACGGAGGGCCUUCCAGAGGGGGAAGGGAGCCCUACGAAAGAAGAGGAGGAGAGGAGGAAGGAUGUGAGCAUUGUCCAUGAAAAGAAGGAAGAGCCUGUGUGUGUGGAGGUGGGAGAAAAAGAAAACACACAGGUGGAUGAGGAAGUGGAACAGGUGCAUCUCCAGUAUGGAAGCCCUGCUCAGAGGAAGGAGGUGGUCCAAAGGGACGCUGGACAGGUUGGCAGGAGCAAAGACACAUCUUUUGUCCAUCCGCCUGUCAGGCAAAUGGUCAAAGUGUACGGAGGAACAUCAUCUGAGGGACCCGUGCGUAGAGAGGGCCCCCGCUCAGAGGCCUUACGCCCUAAGACGGAGCGGUUCCGGGAGCCUCCCAACAUGUUCCUGAAGGGUGAAAAUGGAGCAGAGCUCAACAGUUGCUCACGCUCCAGCCUCCCCUUCUCCACCCCGCAGCAGCCUCCUCCUGUUGUGAUGAGGCCACAUGCAGGAGGGAACGCCACAUGUUGGCGGGAGCUCAGAGAGACCAACACAGGCUUGUAUCACUUUGCUAAGACUUUGGAUCGAAGGGACAACCAGCCUCCGUUAAUGGCAGCUACGUCUCUGGGGCCUUACAGGGCAUCCUGGGCCGACAGCGACGGCAGAGGAACGCUCAUCCGGCCUGGCGCGCCCAUCAGUGGAGGCUUUUCUGGCGUGAAGACCCGAGACAGCCCUCAAGGGGAGAGAUAUAAGGCGGUUUCUGUGUCUUUACCUGCACCUCCUGCCUCCGAUGUAACCAGGCCUCCGAGGAAAGGUACAAGUUGUACCCUUGACAACAGUGACUUGCACUCUUUCUCUGAGGACCUGAAGAAGGGGAAAGAGGGUCAGGGAGGAUCCAUCCAGCGAGCUCCUCCUCGUGAUCGCAAGAUGCUCAAGUUCAUCAGCGGGAUUUUUACCAAAAGUACAGCCGGCUCACCGAGCAGCAGCUCCGCACCUCCAUUCUAUCCUGCUAUGGAGAGGGGCUCGAGUGAGGAGGAAGUUGCAUGCACCAGCAAUCCAGAAUGGACCAUGAGUCAAACUGUGCAGGAACUUCAUCUGGGUGUUUUGGGAGGUCUGUGCAGUGGGAAGUCUGCGCUUGUCCACAGGCACCUAACAGGAAGUUAUCUUCCAGCGGAGAACGCAGAAGGACGGCAGUACAUCAAGGAUGUGUUGGUGGACGGACAGAGCCACCUGCUGAUAAUCAGAGAGGAGACUGAACUCCCAGCGGCUAUGUUUGCAAGCUGGGUAGAUGCUGUCAUCCUGGUUUUUAGUUUGGAAAAUGAGUCCAGCUUCCAGGAAGUUUACAAAUUCUACCACCAGCUGGCUAUGCACCGGCCCAUCAUUGAGAUUCCGUUCGUCGUCGUUGGCACUCAAGAUAAGAUCAGCAGCACCAACCCCAGGGUGAUAGAUGACGCCAAGGCCAGGCAGCUCUGCUCAGACGUGCGCCGUUGCACUUACUACGAAACCUGCGCCACAUACGGCCUCAAUGUCAACAGAGUCUUCAAUGAUGCUGCUCAGAAGAUCAUGGCAGCCAAGAAGCAGGCUGCUUUACUGGCCUCCUGUAAAUCUCUUCCCAACUCUCCCAGUCACUCUGGAGGCUCCACUCCAGUGUCUGGGGUCUUUCCUGGCCAGGCCAGUAACGGAGGUCAGAGCAGCGAUUACUCCUCGUCACUUCCCUCCACGCCUGUGAUCAGUCAUAAAGAGAUCAGCAGAACUUUGAGAGGAGAAAAACCCGAUGGUGGUGGGCCUGGGUCUGUGCGAGGAGUCCGAAGGCGCACCCCCAGGUUUGCUGGUCGGAGAGGCAGCGACUCAAACAGACGGAGUGCCGACUGUAAGGGAGACUUUGGCAGCGGACGCUUCAUCCCUGUCAAACAGGGCAUCUUGCUGAAGCGCAGUGGGAACUCGCUCAACAAAGAGUGGAAAAAGAAAUAUGUCACUCUGUCCAACGAUGGCAUACUGUCCUACCACUCCAGUGUUAACGACUACAUGCUGAACGCCCCAGGGAAAGAGAUGGACCUGCUGAGAGUCACGGUGAAGGUGCCGGGAAAGCGACCCCCCCGUGCUGUGCCCACAAGCGGCCCCCCAGCUGGACUUAACGGACGGGUCAAAGAUGCUCUGGGACCUGAGGUCCCAGUCAGUGCCAGUAGCCUCCUACAUGUGGAGGAGAUGGAGGAACUGGGAGGUGCGUUGUUCCUCAAGAGUAAUGCAGGAGUGCAGCGUUGUCCGUCAACACUCUCUAACCACGGUCAAGGCAUCGAUUCUGCUGUUGAAGGCGUCUCCAGCUCUUCCUCCACUAAAGAUGUGGGCUCUGCCUCCCCCCUGACAGACAGGAAGAAGCAUCGCAGGAAGAAGAGCACCAAUGGGAAAGGAGAUGCCACCUUGGGUCAAGCAGAUGCCAAACGCAAAAUGUGGAAACUCAAAAGUUUUGGUAGCUUAAGAAACGUAAGCAAGACAGAUGAGGAGAACUUUGACUUCCUGGUGGUGUCCAGCACCGGUCAGACGUGGCACUUUGAGGCUCAGAGCGUGGAGGAGAGGGACUCCUGGGUCCAGGCCAUCGAGAGCCAGAUCCUGGCCAGCCUGCAGCUGUGUGAGAGCAGCAAGAACAAAGAUCGUAAGAACAGCCAGAGCGAAGCCGUGGCGCUGCAGGCCAUCCGUAACGCAAAGGGAAACAACUUCUGUGUCGACUGCGACGCUCCGAAUCCGACGUGGGCCAGUCUGAACCUGGGUGCGCUCAUUUGCAUCGAGUGUUCUGGGAUCCACAGGAACCUGGGGACCCACCUAUCCCGGGUUCGCUCUCUGGCCCUUGACGACCUGCCGAGGGAGCUCACUCUGGUUCUCAGCACCAUUGGUAACCACAUGGUGAACAGUAUAUGGGAAGCCCGCACCAUGGGCCACAGGAAACCUGCGCCCGAUGCCUCGCGAGAGGAGCGUGAGUCGUGGAUCAGAGCCAAGUAUGAGCAGAAACUGUUUGUGGCGUCGAUGCCUCCUCCCACUCCCAGCGAGGGCCCAGACAUCACUCUGUCAGGCCGCCUUCUGCUGGCAGUGAUGGAGCGCAAUCUGCCCAAGCUGUUGCUCCUGUUGGCCCACUGUUCUAAGGAGGACAUCACCGCCCCGCCAGGCCUAGCGCUCCCCUCCAGGUCGCUCCUGGUGCUCCGGCUGCCUGGAUCUGCCCUGCACGCUGCCUGUCAGCAGGGUGAUGUGGUGAUGACUCAGCUCCUUGUUUGGUAUGGCUGUGAUGUCCGGUAUCGAGACACUCAGGGUCAGACGGCUUUGGCUCUGGCUCAAAACGCAGGAAGCCAGGAGUGUAUGGAUAUUCUGCUGCAGCAUGGCUGCCCCAAUGAUCUGGCCCCUCCAAUCGCCCCUUCGUCAGUGACAACCAGCUUCCCCAUUGCCGUGACAACAAGCCUGACGGUCGCUACGACACUAAAGUACCCGCAAAAGAGCAGUAGCUCCAACCUGAGCUACAGCACCUCCAGAAGAGCUGUGUCAUAAUCACCACAUGGUGUGGCGUAAUGUGUGUGUUUGAGCUUGUAGCUUUGCCCUCAUUGUUCUGUGCAUCCACUCAGACCAGCGGGACUGAUCAACACGUGGACCGACGCUGCAGCCAGGCGAGGUCGUAGGCCGAAUAGGAAUGUACCAAAACUGUUUACCAGAGUCAUCAGGCAGUCGAUCCUUCAUGAAUGAACAUCCUGCUCCAGCCUCAAACAGCUUUUCUGGGCUGCUAAAGCCCAGAAGUAAAGAACUGCAAUAAGUUUCCUCUUCGAUAGUGGGAUGUAUUCCAUUCUCAGCACAUAAACAGCAGCAGCUAUUAAUUUUGACAGUGAAUGUGAGUUUUAAAUCCAUCAGAGCUUGUCAUUAAGUGCAUAAAUUAUGUGUAAGUUGAUGUGAAAAAUGUUAGUGACUGGAAAGGAGAAUCUACUGUAUAGACAAAUACUGAUAAAAUGAUAAAAAUUUGAAAGUGUUUAAUUUCCGGUUUGUUUUUUUGUAUGAUUUUGUACAGUUGGUUCUGUGGAAAAAUAGAGAGAAACAAAAAUACCUACAAAUGUUACUCAUUGCUGUUCAGAGGUUUCCUGUACAGAGUUUUGUUUCGGAUUUUCUUUGUUCUAUUUGUUACCGAUGUGUCUGACAUAAACACUGUACAGGAUGUGAGAUUAAUGAUGCCAGCAGUAGCUCCUUAUUAAAGCCAGUGGAACAAAGGACAUUUAGAUGAAUAUGUCAAAUGAUUUUGACUGAAUGUAGACAAGAACAGAUGUUUGUUAUUUCCUAUAUUAAAAUGUUUUACAGAGGACAAAGUUUUCAGCUAACAUCACUGAUUCCUGAUGAGACUAGCAGAGAUUAAAGGUGUGUUUUCACUGCUGAAAGCAUCACAUCUAAAGAACACACACACACACACACACACACACACACACACACACACACACACACAACCUCCUGAGGACUUUUCUUAGUGGAUGAAAAUAGACAUGAAACUGAAGAAUGUUUUACAAACCUAUGAUGUAGUACUGUAAGUACUUGUUUUGACCAGAAGCUGUUUUAGUGAUGCUCACAUCCCACUUUUUUCUUUUGAUUUGGCAAUUUUUUUUUACUCAUUCAAUAAACUCCAGAGCAUUUAUUAUCAA
Messenger RNA from Nothobranchius furzeri (turquoise killifish), 5524 nucleotides. Its product is annotated as arf-GAP with GTPase, ANK repeat and PH domain-containing protein 1. Gene Ontology annotation, cellular component: nucleus. Gene Ontology annotation, molecular function: GTPase activity; GTP binding; GTPase activator activity. NCBI's taxonomy places the organism in Eukaryota, Metazoa, Chordata, Actinopteri, Cyprinodontiformes, Nothobranchiidae. Gene Ontology annotation, biological process: negative regulation of neuron apoptotic process; activation of GTPase activity. The record is from RefSeq and is a predicted model, not a curated record.